UUGCACUGGCAAUACUUCAAAUCAAAGAUCGGGGUCAAAUAUUUUGCACUAAAAAUAAAGCAGUAACGUUUCCCGUGCCGUUUUUUGCUUUCGUUGCUGUUCGGAACAUGGAAUUUGCAAAAUUAUAGCAAAAAUGGCGUGUGAUAUAUGAAAGAUAGUCUUUUUAGUUUUUGAAGUCCGAAUUAGAUAAUUCAUAUUUAUUUAUCAGAAUAUUAGAAUGUUCAAGUUUUCCUGGUCUCUGUUAUUUAGUGGCAUAUUCACCGCCUAUGUAUUACACUCAAUUUAUUCCAUUGUCGGGAUUUACAUUCCACCAACAUGUGGGGACGGAAGUCAUUGUCUCAAAUCGUUCCUGGCGAACAAGCCCAAACUUCAACUUAUCCUAGGGACCACUCACAAGUCAGAGUUAAGGUCAUGGAAAGAACUCACCCUCGUGGACAGAUGGACACCCUUCGACUACACCAAAGACUUAAUUAUCAAAAACAUCACCAUUCCACUGCCGAGACAAACGAGAAAAAAUGGGACCCUUCAUAUUUAUGCGUUUGCUGCGCCCAUGCCACGUUCUGCGGAUGAAACUGAAUAUUGGGAUAAGAGUUUACAGAGCCCUACAACAAUCAUGGCAUAUUUCCAGUUGACCCAAUAUCUUGUCCCGGAAGCUGCAACUUUCAAUCUUCUCAAGGACUCUGAUACAAAGGACCAGAAAGCCAAAGAAACUCUACAACCAAAGAAAGGUCAAGAAAAACCGAUUGUUCACAUCGCCAAAAAACUAAGGCUGACAAUGCUGACCGAUCCGCUUGUUUUACCUUCGAGAGAUUUGCCGCAGGAUUUUUCUGGCUUGAUUCGACUAGUUUCAUCGGACACCUACCUACCUCCCAUGAGAUUCGACAGAUUUAACAGUAGGCUGAGAGAUUUCUAUAAAAUUAAUGACACGGAUACAUCUUACGAAAUGGAAUUUGAGUUUGCUCCAGCUUCUAUUGGCAGUAUCAGAAUGGCUGCACAAUUUCAAGCCGCCAUGGACGCUAUGAAUGUUAUUGGGUUCACAUCGAAAGACAUGGACGAGAUCAAGGGGGUUUUCGCAGACACAAAUGUGUAUCUUUUAGCACUUACACUGUUUGUAGCGUCUAUGCACCUGUUGUUUGACUUUUUGGCUUUCAAAAAUGACGUCAUUUACUGGAAGCAACGAAAAACAACUGCAGGAUUGUCGUUCCGAACCAUAAUCUGGAGAUGUUUUAGUCAAACAGUUGUUUUCCUCUACCUAUUGGAGGAAAAGUCGAGCAUGCUCGUUAUAUUACCUGCUGCAAUAGGAUCCGUCAUUGAGAUGUGGAAGGUGUCAAAAGCACUGAAGGUUACCAUCGAGUGGAAGAAGGGGAGCUUACCUCGUUUAUGUUUCGGCAAGUUUACAGAAUCCGAAAUGGCCACUGCAAAGCAUGACGUAGAGAGCAUGCAGUACCUUUCAUACAUCAUGUAUCCGCUAUGCCUGGGGGGCGCAGUCUACUCCUUGUUGUACACUCCUCACAAAAGCUGGUACUCGUGGACAAUCCAGAGCAUGGUGAAUGGGGUAUACGCUUUUGGAUUCCUGUUUAUGCUACCUCAAUUAUUUAUCAACUACCGGCUCAAGUCAGUGGCGCACUUACCCUGGCGUGCUUUCAUGUACAAGGCUUUUAAUACUUUCAUUGACGAUAUAUUUGCGUUCAUCAUAACAAUGCCGACCGCACAUCGGGUCGCUUGCUUCAGGGAUGAUAUAGUCUUUAUAAUCUACCUGUAUCAGAGAUGGCUGUAUCCAGUAGACAACACUCGAAUUGAUGCUGGAGGAAGUGUCGAAUAUGAGGCUGAGGAGUCGGAUAAGAAGACGAAGUAGUCCUGUUUUAAACCUGCGGACACAACAAACUUAAAUUUUACCCCGUGGCAAUUGUGUCUUGUGCUCUAUUGUUGAUGUUAUCUCGACACUUUUCUUAUCAUGAAUUAUCACGCUGCAGAGUAAAUGCAACCUUUGUCAAAAGUAAUCAUAAAUAAAUACGUACAUUUAAAAUA
Molecule: messenger RNA, 2028 nt
Organism: Folsomia candida
Lineage: Eukaryota; Metazoa; Arthropoda; Collembola; Entomobryomorpha; Isotomidae
Product: cleft lip and palate transmembrane protein 1-like protein
Exons: 10
Coding region: 218-1855 (545 amino acids)
Cellular component (GO): membrane; endomembrane system
Source: RefSeq, a predicted model, not a curated record